Messenger RNA from Rhopalosiphum padi (bird cherry-oat aphid), 6354 nucleotides. RefSeq names its product zwei Ig domain protein zig-8-like. Gene Ontology annotation, biological process: synapse organization. Gene Ontology annotation, cellular component: neuron projection membrane. Bases 426 to 1382 code for a protein of 318 amino acids. The transcript has 7 exons. The record is from RefSeq and is a predicted model, not a curated record. NCBI's taxonomy places the organism in Eukaryota, Metazoa, Arthropoda, Insecta, Hemiptera, Aphididae.
CACCGCGUCAGUUCGCUCGCGUCGGUCACUCCGGUAUCGUCGCCUGCGUUCCGCUAUCGAAUUCGUCACGCACGUAUGCACGUACGCAAGUUUUUCGCGAACAUUUUGGCGAUCGCGAUUUCUCGGUUACGGGUUUUCAAUUUUAUCGUAAAAUACGUAUUCAAGGUUCGCCCGGCUAAACGAUUACGCGCCAACGAUACAUAUAGAUACGUACACCUCAAAUGCAGGUAAUUGCGGUACAAUAACAUGAUAGACAAGUGUACACCGUGAAUAAAUUUAGUCGUGUGCAAAACGUGUAUCACGCGGGGAGUGCAGUGCUGCGGGAAUCGUAUCCCGCCACCCUCCCACGCGCCAGGUAUUUGUGCGGGUUUUUAAGAAAAUAAUAUUUUCGAGUGUUUAUUUUUUCACGUGUUCGUGCCACCAAAAUGAUGAUGUUGUCCUGCGUGCUGAUGGUGUUGGUGUACACGGCGGAUAAAACAGGGUGUUCGUACCAGAGUCAUGGAGGAAGCGACAAAAACGGCGCUGGCGGCGGCGGGCGUGACGUCAACGCUGUGAAACCGGACGCCAACCAAUACUCUGGGCCGCAAUUCGACCCGGAAACGCCCAGGAACGUGACGGCGCUGGAGGGAAAAUCUGCGUAUUUGACAUGCAAAGUCAAGAAUUUGGAUAACAAAACGGUGUCAUGGAUAAGACACAGAGACAUACAUAUACUGACGGUGGGCGCGUACACAUACACCAGUGACCAGCGGUUUCAGGCCAUUCACCAUCGGUCGCAUUCGGACCAGUGGACAUUGCACAUAAAAUGGGCUCAAAAGAGAGACGCGGGCAUUUAUGAGUGCCAGGUGAGCACACAACCGGUGAGGAGCAUAUUCGUCACGCUGAACGUCGUCGACGAUAAACCACCACCUUCGGAGAGUGACGAUAAUUUACUAGACAUGAUGAUAAGAGACGGAGACUUUACAAAAGUGCCAUCUGCUUCGAUUUCUGGUGGUCCGGACAUUCACGUGAAUGAAGGAAGUACCAUUAAUCUGACGUGCAUCGUGAAGUUCAGCCCGGAGCCGCCGUCUUACAUCUUCUGGUAUCAUUACGACGAGGUGAUCAGCUAUGAUUCCCUUCGCGGAGGUGUGAGCGUGGUCACAGAAAAGGGAGACGUGACUGUCAGUUACCUGCUCAUACAGGAUGCGGUGCAAGCAGAUUCUGGCAAAUACACGUGCAACCCAUCGAAUGCGGACUUAUCCAGUGUAGUAGUACACGUCCUAAAUGGCGAAAGUCCUGCAGCCAUGCAGACCGGUUCGGCCGGCUUAUCCAACAGUUCUAUCACGAUACUGUGCGUGAUGAUCCUGAGCUGGACGUUCACCAGGACCGAUGAUCAGUUAAGAUAAUAGACACGCGCCUGCCGCCCGUAUCUGCUCCUCUCCAGCAACCAUUACUCUAAUAAUAUAAAUUAUAUUAUUAUAUAAAAUUUACAUUUAAUUGCAAGCUAUAAUGAUAACCAAAUUUAAAACAGUAAAUACAAAAACGGAAAAAACGUUAGACCGAAAAAACAUGCGUGCGCAGCCGGACGUGAUAUAUUCUCUCGUUUCGACUAACCACGAGUAUACCACGGUAUAUUGUACGAUAUCGAAUCGCACUUAACAUCAGAUUCAUUCCUUUAAAAUAUUAUGUUCAAUGUGACUUUUUAACAGACCACCGCCCUCAAAAGAGGUGUGCUUGUGUUAUUUCCUUUUUUCUUUUUUUUUUAGGAACGAAUGUGUAAAUAUUAUUACUACAAUAAUAAUUUUAUUAUAAACGUUGUACAGGAUUUUUCUACAUAUUAUCCACUACUUUGUUGUCAAUCGCACGUUCGGUGUAUGGAUAUUAUUAUUAUUAUAUAGAUGUCGCUUAAACACUAUGAGCUGGUUUGUUUCCCGCAAAGUCGUUGUUAAACACUGGAAAACACUCGUGUUUUUGUUUUGUUUUUUUUUUACAAAUUGUUGCUCUGUACAUAUUAUAUACAUAUAACUAUCUAAAUUCUCGUACGAUUAUAUGCACUCCCCGGUUUUCGACGCGUAUUCGUUUUGUUAUCGCGUCACCGUAAAUUGUUUAAUAGUAAUUAAUGUCCGGUCGUUUGUUGUAAAAAUAAAAAAAUAAAAAUGUUUUAUUUUUCGUACGCAGCAUAUUUCGUCGUAUUGCCGGCUAUACAUGCCCGAACGGAAACAUCAUACCCACAAAAACGAACGAAUAUCGAAGAGGGGUAAUCUCGCCCUGCUAUAUAUAACUGGACAGCAUGUAAUAUAAAUUGUAUGAAAUCGUCACUGUAAAUUACGUGUGCAAUUAGGGAAUGAGGAGGGGUAUCUGAUCAGCCUUUUCGAAUGUUAUACAAUAUAGGGUAUACUGAGUAUAGAUUUAUGUACCCUAAUGUGUGUAUAUUUUAUUAUAUGUGUAUAAUACAAGACUAUUCUAAAUGAUUCAUCUGUUGCUUGGUACUUGGCUUUUGAUCUAUAUAUCACCUGAUAUGAAUCUAUGUGUAUGCAUUGACUGUCGAUUGGAUGUUGUUCUUGUAAACAUUUCUAGUCAUGUACAAGAUAUUGUAUGUAUACCAUAAAAUAAAUUUAAAUUAUUAUUAUUUAAUUAAAUGUAUCAAUUAUUACUUUCAAGCCUAAAAACUUAAAUCAUAUAACAAUCUGAAACCAGAUAAAUCAGUUAGAUUAAUUCAGUAUACAAGUGAACUUGACCGACAAUGUUAAAAAUGUUUAAAGCGCAUCAUACACAGAAAAUAGAAGAAAAACCUCGACCGAGAGAGACAAAAAGAGAAAAGAAUUGUAACUAUUAUACUCGUAUUUAUUAUCACUGUAUCCGGCAUUAUAUGGAUCACCGCUACGUCGGUGUUGUUUUUAUAAAUUGUACGUCCCGUCAAAUUUUCUUUUAGAAUUUAUUUUAACGCAUUUUCCCCGAUGCGCGAGCCUGCACCAAAUUACAUCCGACAAUGGCGAUAUUAUUAUUAUUGACGCUUGUUUGCGCGCGUACAGAUUACUACGUUACGCUCGGAACAUUGUAUACGUAAACACUGGGUGGAACGACGGUCCAGUUGGAGGAGAGGGUAAAAAAUUAACCAUUCGUGACGGUUUGGAACCGAUAAAUUAACGAUAUUGUAAUACACGUUAUAUCAUAAUACUAUACGCGUCGUUACGGUUGGGAUUCAAAACGUGUGUAACGUAUAUAAUUUAAUGUUAUGUACACUUUACGAGACGUAUACGGAAUAACAAUUAUAACAAUAUCAUCGAAAUACGUUUUCGUUUUGUUGUCAACAAUGAUAGUAUUAUAAAAAGUGACAUUGAUUAUGAUAUGAUAACUAAAAACAGCGAUACAGUUUUACUACCGCUACAGCAUACCCAUUUUUUAGACGUCAGCCCAACCGCUGCCAACCACCAUCUAAACAUAGUUGGUAAAAAAACAGGCACGUUUAGUCGAAGUCAUUAUUCAAUAGGUAUAUAGAAUGUAUUAUGUAUAAUCUGAACAGCUGGUACCUAGUUAGAACUUUUUUUUUUCUAUUAAAAUCGCGUUUACGUGUUUAUUAAACAUUAUGCAUAGUUAGAUCGAUUCGCUUUUUAUCUCUAAUCAUUUUUGUUUUAAAAUGUCUAAAAACUUGUUUCGAGGCAUGAUUUUUACACAAUGUAUAAUAUUAUAAUAAUAUGGUGUCUGUAAGUACACCUCAUAUACCUUUAUUCAACAUUGUAAAGCUCUAUUAUUAUUUUAAAUAUUUAUAAAUUUGAAUUUGUAAAUUCGUUUUUUUUCCUUACGAUUUUACCAUUCUUAGUAUACUUUUUUUGAAACUCGAUUAAUAUAUUCAAAUUUAUAUAUACAAGAUAAAUAAAUAAUUAAAAAAUUAUAUCCUAUGAUAAAAAAAAUAUAUUUCAAAGGGAAAACUCCCAAGUAGCCUUUUAUUAAUGAAUACAUUUUAAUUUAUUACAUUUGUAUGCCAAAAUCGUUCUUUUAAUUCUGACUUUAACGUCAACGAAUAAACAUUAAAACAAAUCAUUUCAAUAUUAAUAACUUUAUGCGUUUUUAAAAAAAUACACCCCUGAAAAUAUAAUUUAUAUGACGUAUCGUAUUUAUUUUUGUUUUACUUUAUAAUGAAAUCUGUAUAUAUCACUAAACACUACGGUGAUAAUAACGCUCCAGAAAAUUUAAUGCGCAAAAUUAAACUAAAAAAAAUCUACACACCGGAAAAUUGAAUGAGUUAAAUCAACCAUAACGUUGCGUAGAUAAAUAAUUUUAUAAUCGAUUAAAACCCCAUUAGACGUUAUGACCUUUACAAAAAUGUCCAUUUACGCCAUAUAUAUAGUUUAAUAGUACUAGAAUACUAUAUAAAGUACAUAUAUGUAGUAUUUUUUUUUUUACAAUUAACAAUAUACAACUCCAUCCUAUUAUGGUAUAUAAUGUACGAAGAUGACUUAUAAUAUAUGACACGACGUUGUUAUCGCGGUUAUUUAUAAGGAUCAAAACAAUUUAUAAGCGCUAAAAUCAUUUUUAAACAUACGUAAAUUAAUUUUGUUCUGUCAUUCGAUCGAUAAAGUGAUUUUUUUUAUUUUCUCAAGCCAUAAUACCUAAUUAGAAAAAACCUAAUUCGAUAGCAGAAUGAGAUUUAAUUGGAAUAUUUGUUGUGGGCAACCCGUGUAUUGCAGAUACAUUGCUAUGUUUAGAGCUUCGUCAUAAAUCUUAAUAAAUUUGCCAACAACUAAAUGCAACGAAAUCGUAUACACAAUAAUAUUACCAUGGGUAUGAUACGCGUAGGGAUUCAUAUUAUAAAACUGCCAUCCGUCUGAAAAAUGAAUCAUUUAUUUGUCAUUCAAGAUCGCUUAAUCAUUAAGCCUUAAUGUAUUCGUUUUCUUGAUCUGUAAUUUAUAUUAAUUAUGUGGAAUUAAUAAAAAGUAUAUGUAAGCGUUUUCAAGGCAAUUAUUAAUUGCUUAUUUCUUGUAAUGAAUAUUUUUUUCAAUGACAUAUUAUCAUGUUUUUAUAUAAUUUCAUAUUUCGAAACAACAUUAAUUUAUAAAAAUAUUACCAUAAGGCAAAGUUUGUUUUUUAUGAACAUUUUAAAGCUUAUAAGUUAUAGAUAAGUUAGAUAAGUGAUUUGGCUAUUUUCGAUAUUAAAUAAAUUCUAAAGAGUCGCUGGAAAGACAAUAUGUAAUAAGGCCACGAAAUCUUGAAUUAAAAUCCCAAGAAAUAAAAUUAAAGAGAUAGUCAAGUAAUGAUCAUGUGACUAAUAAACGUUUAUCUAAGAAACCACCGAAAAAAAUUUCUCUAGAUGUCGAUAUUUAUAAAUUUCAAUCAAUUAACCGACGCGUAUGUUUAAAAAAAAAUUCUCAGCUGUUGCGGACGAAUACAAUAUUAUUCUAUUAUAUAUCUUGAAAAAUUGUCAGUUAUCGAGACGAAUAAGAUAUCUUAUUUCAUAUUAUCCUAUUAGUGUGAUCUAAAAAAAAUGUCCCUUUCAUAAUCUGUAAAAGAAUGGUGACGAAUGAAGACGAUGGGGCGUGCAGUGUCGUACAAUUAAAUAUAACGUUAUGUGGCGGCUUGUCCGGAACGCAUUUAGUCGUAUAAUACGUCUUAAAGAAAAUGUCAUAUUAUUACACGUUGUACGACGGAUUUUCUUUUUUCCUCGUUUCCAGACGCUUUUACUAUUACACUAUUCUAUCGUUUUAACGUCCCACCGCGACAAACCCGUUUCCGUAUUUAUUCCAGUUGACCGCGUCAUGAACCGUCUAAUCUCGUCUUCACGACGAACCGACCGAGUGGAGAUGACUUUCAGCCCACCUAACCUACCCUUGAAAGAUCGCAAUACAUCUUCUGAACCUCACAACGACAUAUAUUUAUAUUUCGGUGCCGUAACAAUUAUACCACACAACUUACACGAAAAAGGCCGACAUUUAGUUGAGACAUUUAAUUUUUGAAAUAUCAAUACGCAUAUAAUACUAUAUAUUAUAAUCACUAUAAUGAUUUAAAUGGUAAACUAAAUAAUUGUAUACAUUUCAAUAUUCGUGUGGAAUUGUAAUAAAAUAUAAUAAUUUUUUCAAACCGUUCAAUAAUAUGAAACUGAAAAAUAAAAAUUAUUGGCUUGAACAGAUUUGAUGAAACACCCUGUAUAGCUAUGAUGUCUCUGCAGUCUGUAACGUGCAUGUCCGCGUUGAUAAUAUCUUUGAAUAUCAUUAAUUUGAAAGUCCGGGGACAAUAAAAAACAGCAUCACAAAAUAACUUCGUUGUCUGUUUUUCUAAGGGUAUAUUAAAAUAUAAUAUAAUAUAUAUAUAUUUUUUUUUAUUUUUGUCACUGGCAAUUACAUUUUUUUUUCGCUCCCGCUUACCACAAAGAUGGCGAGUUUG